AGAUGCAGAUGUAGAUGAAGAUGAAGAUAAGGAUGAAGAUGUAGAUGAAGAUGUAGAUGUAGAUAAGGAUGAAGAUGUAGAUAAGGAUGAAGAUGAAGAUGAGGAUGAAGAUGAAGAUGAAGAUGUGAUGAUGACUCAUGAUGAUUUGGGCAGAACGCACACGCACGCACACACAGACACACACACAGACACACAGACACACACAGACACACAAACACAGAGAGAGACGCUGAUCACACAUGGCGGCUCUCUGGCUAUCAUGGAUCAAAAAGUCUGCCAUGACGCUGCUGCUGCUGCUGGUGCAUCUCUGCAGAGGCCAGACGUCUUGUGCCAUCUGGUCCAGCAUUGGCCCCGUAGUCCAGCUAGGUUCCAGUUUUGACCUGUACUGCACCUUCACCUGCGAGUGCCGCCGCUCUAUGUCCAGCGGUCACCCACCCGUACCACAGCACCUUGUUGUGGUCAACUCCAGUACGUCGCGUUUCCACGUGGCCAACAUCACAGAGGACAGAACGUACAGCUGUCAAUGCGGAUGUCCAACACUACUGGAACCCUGCGGCCUUGACAUCAGCGCUGAAUAUCCUCCAGAGCCUCCUACAAAUAUUUCAUGUGAGUACGAAGUACACAGUACUGAGAAAGGAGAUGUGUAUUGUUGGUGGGACAAAGUACAAAGAAGUCAUCCUCCGAGUUCUACUGAGUUGUGGUUGACAAGUGUAUCGGAGUACGAAGAGUCCCACAAAGUGUUUUCCCUGGCUCCAACAGACAAUCGGUUCACCUUCAAUGUGUCCAACAAAGUCCAUCAAGUGUUGCUGUCGGUGCACAUGCACUACACCCUGGGGUCCUCCGUGUCCCAACGCAACUACACACUUGCUGACAUCGCGAGGCCGUGCGCUCCACAGCUGGGGGGUGCAGAGUGCUGGUCCAGGGGCUGCACCGUCAGAGUGUGUGAGUGUGUGAGGUCAUCACAGGUGGAGGUGGAGGUGCAGCACGCCGUGGAUGGACAACACUCAUGGAGCAGCUGUCAGCUCGCAGAGGGACAACUUGGUCUGGAUCAAAUCUGGUCCACUUCCUCUCUGGACCCGGGCCGCUUGUACCGGUUCAGAUCCAGAGCAAAGUUCAGUACGGGUCUGUGGAGCAAGUGGAGCAUAGUCAGGACCGCGUGGACUCAGGAGGAAGUUCCUGACAAAGUACUCGACGUGUGGUACAUCCAACCUUCCUCCACGCUCACCUUCAUCACCGUCUUCUGGAAGGCCAUGAGCGUGUCUGAGGCCAGAGGGAAGAUCUUGGAGUACCGGGUCAGCGUUUACGGUGCCAAGUCCGAGGUGAUGUGGAACAGCAGCCUGGGUGCCAACGUGACCCAGACCUCCGUGCCCUUCUGUGCCCGCUGCCAGGUGGCGCUGUGGGCCAUCAACUCCAAAGGCAGCUCUCCUCCUGCCAACAUCACAGCACAUCAUGCUAAAGCUGCUGGUCAUUUCCAGGUGCGCGCGCAGACAGACCAGCACGGUGUCGCUCUCUGGUGGAGCACAGCUGCACGUGCAGCACAUCACGUGGUGCUGGAAUGGUACCUUGAAGGACUGAUGACGCAACACCUGCAGUGGCUCCGCCUACCUGGAACACAGAGCCACGCCCACAUCACAGGACUAAAAUCAUCCGAGUGCUACGAGGCAAAUAUUUACUUUUUCUAUGAUGAAAGUACAAGUACUACCAGCAACUUUCAACUAAGUAUCAACCAAACAGUUCCUCAGGUUGGUCCAUCAGUCCAACAGGAAGCGGAAGGCGACAGGUUAAAGGUCAAGUGGGCGGAGCUUCCUCGGACUCAGCGAGGCGGAUGUGUGGUGAACUACACCGUCUACUUGCAGUACUCGGAUGGACACGUACUCUCAUACUUGGUGCCAGCAUCACACAGGAAGUUGUUCAUCUCAGAUCUCCAUGCAGGUGUUUACUACCUGUGGAUGACCGCCUCCACGUCUGAGGGGCAAAGUCCUGCUGGUCCAAAAGUCAGGUUUUACAUCCAAUCUGCAAAACAAGAAGUUCCACGGUUCCUCUUUGUUGGUUGCAUCAUCGUGCUGGCAAUGUUGCUCCUGAUGUGCUGCCAGAUUGCUCUCCGGAAAAAAAGGUGUGUGGGACUUUUCUGCUUCCUGUCCAAAGUUCCAGAUCCUGCAAACAGCAAAUGGGCAAAAGAAUGCAGCCAGAAGAUGUUUGAGGAUGAAGAGAAGUUCCAGCUCAGUGAAUCCAGCAUGAAGGGAGGAGAAGAAGAAGAAGAAGAAGAAGAAGAAGAAGAAGAAGAAGAAGAGUUGAUCAUAGAAGUGGAGGAGCUGCCAAAUGUCAAGAUGGACGACGCCUCUUCACCAUCCAUCAUCAGCACCUACAUCAAGACUUACUGCCAACCUUCUCUCUCUCACACCUCCUUCUGCUCACAUCUCACUCACCUUCAGGACCAUCACCUUCACCACCUUCAGGACCAUGACCUUCACCACCUUCAGGACCAUGACCUGCGCCACCUUCAGGACCAUGAACUGCACCACCUUCAGGACCAUGAACUGCACCACCUUCAGGACCAUGGCCUUCACCACCUUCAGGACCAUGAACUGCACCACCUUCAGGACCAUGGCCUUCAGGACCAUGGCCUUCACCACCUUCAGGACCAUGAACUGCACCACCUUCAGGACCAUGGCCUUCAGGACCAUGGCUUUCACCACCUUCAGGACCAUGACCUUCACCACCUUCAGGACCAUGGCCUUCACCACCUUCAGGACCAUGGCCUUCACCGCCUUCAGGACCAUGGCCUUCACAAUUUUCAGGACCAUGGCCUUCAUCACCUUCAGGACCAUCACCUUCAGGAUUAUGGCCUUCACCACCUUCAGGACCAUGGCCUUCACCACCUUCAGGACCAUGGCCUUCACCGCCUUCAGGACCAUGGCCUUCACAAUUUUCAGGACCAUGGCCUUCAUCACCUUCAGGACCAUCACCUUCAGGAUUAUGGCCUUCACCACCUUCAGGACCAUGGCCUUCACCACCUUGACCUGAAGGACCAUCGCCUUACCCACCUUAGCAUUAAGGACCAUGACCUUCACCUCCAGGACCAUCACCUUCAGGACCAUGGCCUUCACCACCUUCAGGACCAUCACCUUCACCACCUUGGCCUGAAGGACCAUCGCCUUACCCACCUUGGCAUUAAGGACCAUGACCUUCAGGACCAUGACCUUCACCUCCAGGACCAUGACCUUCAUGACCAUGGCCUUCACCUUAAGGACCAUGGCCUUCACCACCUUGGCCUGAAGGACCAUCGCCUUACCCACCUUAGCAUUAAGGACCAUGACCUUCACCUCCAGGACCAUGACCUUCAGGACCAUCACCUUCACCACCUUGGCCUGAAGGACCAUCGCCUUACCCACCUUGGCAUUAAGGACCAUGACCUUCAGGACCAUGACCUUCACCUCCAGGACCAUGACCUUCAUGACCAUGGCCUUCACCUUCAGGACCAUGGCCUUCACCACCUUGGCCUGAAGGACCAUCGCCUUACCCACCUAGGCAUUAAGGACCAUGACCUUCACCUCCAGGACCAUGACCUUCAGGACCAUCACCUUCACUACCUUGGCCUGAAGGACCAUCGCCUUACCCACCUUGGCAUUAAGGACCAUGACCUUCAAGACCAUGGCCUUCAGGACCAUGACCUUCACCUUCAGGGACAUGACCUUCACCUUCAGGACCAUGAGGAUGACGAGGAAUGUUCACGCAUGAUGACCUUCAUCCCUGCUUCACACUCCUUCACGCACACACUCGACCUCACGCUAACCCUCGAUACUGUACACAUAGACUGUGGUAUCAUAUUUGAUAACUCAUGAUAGACAUCGAUACUGUACACGUCGACUGUGGUAUCAUAUUUGAUAACUCACGAUCAGCGUUGGGACUAACGCGUUACAAAGUAACGCCGUUAGUGUCAGCGGUAACUAGUAGUCUAACGCAUUAUUUUUUUAUAUUCAGUAACUCAGUUACCGUUACUACAUGAUGCGUUACUGCGUUAUUUUUUAUGUAGUAUCGGCUAGAAACUGACAAGAUCUGAGUGAGUUUUAUUGGAGAGUUGCAGUGCCGUCCUUCUGAAUCUUUCUGUGUCACACGGAAGAGAAGAGGUGCACUCUGUGUGUG
Molecule: messenger RNA, 4143 nt
Organism: Nerophis lumbriciformis (worm pipefish)
Lineage: Eukaryota; Metazoa; Chordata; Actinopteri; Syngnathiformes; Syngnathidae
Source: RefSeq, a predicted model, not a curated record